AUGGAAUCUGGUUCUGAAGAAGAAAUUGUGCAACCUGAACAACGAGGACAAGCUGACCAGGAUUACAAAGUCAAGGCUGAGAUCCCUUUCUUUUCUGGCAACUUGGGUGUGGAAGAUUAUCUGGAUUGGCAGCUUCAGGUGGACAGAUUCUUUGAGAUUAUGGAGGUGCCUGAAAACAAGCAGGUUAAACAUGUAGCCUGGCGAUUAAAGAGUAUUGCUGCAGUUUGGUGGGAUAAGUUGCAGAAUACUCGGAAGAAGCAGAGGAAGCAAGGGGUUAAAACAUGGCGAAGAAUGAAACAGCUUAUGAUGGAGAGAUUCUUGCCAGAUGAUUAUGAGCAGAUUUUGUACAAGUUGUAUAUUGAAUGUGUCCAAGGUCAGAAGGUGGCUCGCUAUAUCAGUGGACUGAAGCCAGCCAUUCAAGAGAAAAUCUUAUUGCAAACUGUGUGGACUGUGACAGAAGCUACAAGCCUAGCAUUGAAAGCAGAACUAUUAGAGAAGCCUUCACGAGCUUCUUCUUUCCAAAGGUAUACCUAUCAAAGGAGCACAGAGUUGGUGAACCCCUCAGCUGGCAAGGGAAAAGCCAUACAACAAAAUAUAGAGGGUGCUCCUAGGGCGUCCAAUCCUUCUUUUAAAGGGGCUAGCAGUUCUAGCAGUUCUAGUGGUGCUCAAAAUAGGUUCCCAAAUCAGAAGCCUAAUAAUCCUUAUGCGAGGCCUACAACACAACUCUGCUAUAGAUGCAACAAGCCUGGACAUAGGUCUAAUGUGUGUCCUGAGAGGAGACAAUCUGCCUUUAUAGAUGAUUAUGAUGAAGAUGAUAAAGAAGUUGGAUGA
Molecule: messenger RNA, 831 nt
Organism: Rosa rugosa (rugosa rose)
Lineage: Eukaryota; Viridiplantae; Streptophyta; Magnoliopsida; Rosales; Rosaceae
Exons: 3
Coding region: 1-831 (276 amino acids)
Molecular function (GO): nucleic acid binding; zinc ion binding
Source: RefSeq, a predicted model, not a curated record